UAUAUUUAUAAGUUCUGAACGAAUCAAAAUUAUUAACAAACAAAAAUUAAUUCUGGCGACCAGUGUUAAAAGGGAAUUACCGUUAUUAAUUGAGACGGAAUAUGUCGGAAACAAUUGCAAAGGUCAUCUACGGCACCGUCCUGCUGGCGAUGAUAUUGCAAACGCCUAGGGUGUCCAUUGUAAUCACAUACGAUCCGAACCGCUCUUAUCACUUCAAUGCCGGGAUCAACGGUAUCCGGUCGAGCUUUCUGGUCGCCGCACUCUUCACUAUGAUGGCCGUGCUGCCCGUUCGUGAGUUCAAUGGAUUCAUUAAGCCUGUGCUGCUGCUGAGGAUUACGGAACGAACGCUAGUUCACAAUUCCUGGAACUGUUUCGCCAAAGCUCUGCUGGCCUACUGCGCUCUCUUCGGAUUCGCUACAGAGCUGAUGCUGCACUGGUACUCCAUCUAUCAAUACCAUAACUGGCAACACGCCAUCCACGAAAAGUCCCCAGCUUUAUAAACCUGACACUGUUGCGACUGAUGCCUCCAAUGACACUAGCGACAUUAGUUGAUCAACAUUGUUAUUGAUAAAAAUCCCAUUCACACGCAUAUACUACACGAUCCUAAUUAUAAAUGUCUUCAACUGCUACUGCUGAAAAUAAAUGCUGUCGAAAUUAAUAACAGUAAG
This is a messenger RNA of Drosophila arizonae, 668 nucleotides long. RefSeq lists its product as uncharacterized. Lineage: Eukaryota; Metazoa; Arthropoda; Insecta; Diptera; Drosophilidae. The record is from RefSeq and is a predicted model, not a curated record.